AUGGAUGUCGAGACGCCAAGAUCGGACGACAAGGCUGAAACAGGACACAUCGCAUCCUCAACCUCGAGCCCGGGCAAGACGACGGUGCAUAAGGAGGUGGAAAGAGAGGACCCGGAUUCGAAAUACCAGCCAACGCUCAGAAACCUCAACGGCCACAUUUUUCGCAAUGUUAGAGGCUUCUCUGAGAAAUACUUCGAGGGCAAGCCCUGGUCACCCCUGGCUGAGCAGCUAGCGAAGGAUAUCGGCACAGCCGUAUCCUCAAUCCUUUUUGACGAUGUGCUCGUUCAAAACGUGCUCGAUCUCUUCCUCGGACAGUCCUUAGUGUUUGAAUACAAGCUUCCUCCAGGUCGCAGUCAAUAUCGCCGCGGCAACAGCCACCCUCUAUCCGGUUUCGAUGAGCUGGAUACUCCAACCCUCUACCUGGUCCAUACCAGCUCGCAAACGCCGAAGGCGCAGCAUGAAUGGGCAGAUGUUCAAGCCAUAGGGCAGUGUGACACCGAUGAUCCCGCAGACUAUCGCCGGCAGAUGCUACAUUUCUGCACUUAUGCGUGGCGGGUAUUCAAUAACCAACCGACGCGGCGGGUCCUCCAUGGCUUCCAUAUUUCAGGACUGCUGGUCACAUUGUGGGUAUUUGAUCGCGCUGGUGCAUACAGUUGCGUUCCGUUCCAUAUCCGGACGGAGCCGAGACGUUUCCUCGUUGCCGUUGCCGGUUAUGCAAUGAUGAGCGAUGAGGAACUAGGUGUGGACACGUUCAUUCAAAACGAUCGGGAAGGCAAGUACAUCAUGCUCACGAGCAAGGACGACUCUAUUUGCGAGCGGCUCAACCUCCGAGAGCGGGUUCGUUCGCAUCCAGGAGUGGUAUACAGUGGCCCAACGUGCUAUCGUGCCGAAAGGACAGGUCCGGAUGCGGGCCAGGUGGUCGUUAAAUUCACGUGGAGGACAGAGGCAGAGUCUCCUGAAGAGGACAUCUUGCGUAAGAUUGCGGAGAGGAAGGUGUGGGGCGUUGUCCAACUUUUUGGCAACCAAGACAUCACUUCCAUCUGUGAUCUGCACGCAGGCUUAAGUUUCGAAUCGGCGGUACCCCUUCCAUUGGACCGACGCUCUGACAUCGAAGGGCCACCCCCCGCAUCCGCGACGAAAGGCACGACCAUCAGCUCCAACGCUGAACCUUCAUUCCCAGACCUAACAUUCUGCUGCAUAGCCGUGCACCCCGUCGGCCGUCCCAUCGAAGCCUAUUCCUCCAUCUCCGAGCUCCUCUGUGCCUUCAUCGACAUCAUCCGCGGCCACCGCUCGCUCUACCAGAACGGCCGCAUCCUGCACCAAGACGUGUCGCCCGGAAACAUCAUGAUCACCGACCGCCCCGCCGCCGGCGCUCCACGCGGCUUUCUCAUCGAUUUGGACGCAGCAAGAAGUCUAGAGGCCAGCCCCGCGACAGGCGAGCGUAAAGGCACGCGCGCGUUCAUGGCUCUCGGUGUGCUGGACGCGAAACCGCAUACCUACCGGCACGACAUGGAGUCGCUGUUCUACUGUCUGAUUUGGGUGGCGGUUUGUCCAAAGAACGGGAAGAUGCCGCCAGGUGGGAGUAGGCUUUGGGGAUGGUUCCAGGGGGGUUUUGCGGAGUGCGCGGAGAGGAAGAGGAGCGAUAUCGUGGGUGACGGGUUCGAGGGCGUUUUGAACGAGUUUGCGGAGGGGCUUGGGGGGCUGAAGGGACUAGCGCGUGAAUUGAGAACUUUGCUGUUCACGAGGGAGGAUGCUGGGGACGAGGAUGCGGACGCGUUCUAUGAUGAGAUGGAAGCUGCUUUCGGGAGGGCUUUGUUGGGAGUGAGGGAGAAGAUCUGA
This is a messenger RNA of Trematosphaeria pertusa, 1839 nucleotides long. RefSeq lists its product as uncharacterized. Gene Ontology annotation, molecular function: protein kinase activity. Gene Ontology annotation, biological process: protein phosphorylation. The coding region runs from base 1 to 1839 and encodes 612 amino acids. The record is from RefSeq and is a predicted model, not a curated record. NCBI's taxonomy places the organism in Eukaryota, Fungi, Ascomycota, Dothideomycetes, Pleosporales, Trematosphaeriaceae. The transcript is spliced from 2 exons.